Molecule: messenger RNA, 1422 nt
Organism: Owenia fusiformis
Lineage: Eukaryota; Metazoa; Annelida; Polychaeta; Sabellida; Oweniidae
Source: the annotation of a GenBank genome assembly
AUGGCGCUCAUCGGAGACGGGCAAAGAGGCGACACAUUUAGUCAAAAUAAUGCAGAUGGUGACAAUCAGAAUCUAUGGUCAUCUAUCCUCGCAGAAGCUCAGAGCCAUAAUACUUCAAAACUUCCCUCAAGCAAAUCUAUACUUCUUUUAGGUGAUAAUGACACCGGGAAAACAACACUGGUUGCUAAGCUACAGGGUACAGAGGAUCCAAGAAAGGGGGCGGGGCUAGAAUAUCACACUAUAGAUGUAAAAGAUGAAUACAGAGAUGAUCAUGCCAGGGUAGGUGUGUGGAUUCUAGAUGGAGACCCUCAUCAUACAGGCCUCCUAAGAUUUGCAUUGACACAAGAGAACUUUGCCAACUCAAUUGUUCUUCUAGUGGCUAGUAUGUCUUCACCCUGGUCUAUUAUAGACUCUCUAAAGAAAUGGAGCACACUGCUCCAGGAUCACAUAGACAAACUUAGGAUACCUAGAGAACAACUGCGAGAAUAUGAACAAAGUUUGGUUCGACAUUUUCAAGAAUAUGUCGAACCAUCAGGUGAUCCAAGCAAUGUGCAGUCCCCGCCCAGACGUGGCCCAAACCCCCUUCAUCCAUCAGCGCCCUCUGAAGGUGACCAGGAUGUACUACUCCCCCUAGGGGAGAACACACUCACUAAUAAUUUAGGAAUUCCCAUAGUUGUAGUCAUAACCAAGAGCGAUGCAAUCUCAACGUUAGAGAAAGAACACGAUUUUAAAGAAGAACAUUUCGAUUUCAUACAAGAAAAUAUUAGAAAAUUUUGUUUGAAUUACAAAAACUGUGAUUUACUGAGGAACUAUUUGAUACAUAGGAUAUUUGGUUUCCCGUUCCAAGAGUCAGCCUUCGUUAUAGAAAGGGACGCUGUAUUUAUCCCAGCUGGUUGGGAUAAAGACAGCAAAAUUAGCAUAUUACACGAGACAAUGUCAAACAUACAACCAGAGGACCCUUAUGAUGAUGUCAUAGUUAAACCAAACCUUCGUAAGCCUCUACAGCGUGAAGCAGAGACACUAGCUGAAGAUGAGCAGGUAUUCUUAAUGAAGCAACAGACAAAACUAAGCAAGGAGCCCAAGGCUGAUAUAGGUAGGGAGUCUCCAAUGAGAACAACUGCUGCUAUGGGCAAGACUGCAUCACCCAAGAUAGGAACAUCACCUAGUGGUACGCCGUCGCCUGGCAAAAAGUUGGAUGGUACUGGUGUACCAGGCAAGCCUGGAGUGCCAGGGGCAGCCAAUGAAGGGGUACUCGCAAAUUUUUUCAACAGUUUACUAAACAAGAAAACUGGAGCAGUUUCGCCAAAAACUGGAACUGACAAAGCAACAGUCAGCAGAGAUGCAGCUGCAGAAUUAGAUAGAAUGAAUCGCCAACAGAAAAAGCCUGUUCCUGGCCAAGCCCCUAAUAGCACAGGCCAGUGA